Dioscorea cayenensis subsp. rotundata (Guinea yam) is the source of this 592-nucleotide messenger RNA. RefSeq lists its product as uncharacterized. The transcript has 4 exons. The record is from RefSeq and is a predicted model, not a curated record. The coding region runs from base 1 to 450 and encodes 149 amino acids. Lineage: Eukaryota; Viridiplantae; Streptophyta; Magnoliopsida; Dioscoreales; Dioscoreaceae.
AUGGGAAAGACUGACUCAUAUUUUCAGACAGCCAUAGAGAAGAAUUCCCGGAGGAAUUCCCGGAAGCCAUCUUGUCAUGGCCCCUCCUUGGCGAAUGUUUUUCACCCCCAUGGUCAUCUCCUUCUUUCAUUCCUCCAUCUCUCUUCUUUCUCUCCACUCUCCCACUUGUUUACUCCUUGGAAGUUGAAGAAGAAGGCCAUCCAUCACCGGAGUUCGAGUCUCCACCGGUGGUCUUGGCAUCCGAAGGUGAGGAGAAGAAGAGCAAGUAGCCGCCGGCGUCCUCCAAAGGCAAGGAUCACCUUGAGCUAUAAUCUUGGAUUUCUUUUGAAUUUAGGAGAUCACCAAAUCAGGAGCAGUAGACCCAGGGAUCUUAGAAGGCUUCCAGUAGAUGUCUUCCUUGAGAUUUAUGCCUUGAGACUUAUGUCUUUGUAUCAGUUGUAUUAUUGUUAAGAACCUCCUUGUAGGUCAUGCUGUAUUUUCAUUUACCUUGUAUUCGAGUUGGUUGUAAACCUUAAGUUGUACUCUUACUUGGUAUUCUGUCAGUUUAUUUUCCACUCCUAGUCUGUGUUAGGUUUUGAGGCCUUGCAGGUUC